Messenger RNA from Lottia gigantea (owl limpet), 1866 nucleotides. RefSeq lists its product as hypothetical. The transcript is spliced from 17 exons. The record is from RefSeq and is a predicted model, not a curated record. Lineage: Eukaryota; Metazoa; Mollusca; Gastropoda; Lottiidae. Gene Ontology annotation, molecular function: phosphatidylinositol-4,5-bisphosphate phospholipase C activity. Gene Ontology annotation, biological process: intracellular signal transduction; lipid metabolic process. The annotation marks the transcript as partial.
UUUUAUAUUUUCAGGUAUGCUAGUAAUGCUGAUCACCUAUCUACAGAUGAUUUAUUGUUAUUUUUAGAGGCAGAACAAGGGAUGCAACGAGUUACAAAAGAUAAAUGUUUAGAAAUUAUCUCUCAUUUUGAACCAACCAAAGAAGGUCGCGGAAAAGGACAUCUGGGAAUUGAUGGUUUCACAGCCUACCUGUUAUCUGAAGAAUGUGAUAUUUUUGACGAAGAACAUAAAGAAGUGUGUCAGGAUAUGACUCAAUCUUUAACUCAUUAUUUCAUCUCUACUUCUCAUAAUACGUAUUUAUUAGAAGAUCAGUUAAAGGGGCCGUCAAGUAUAGACGGGUAUAUAUCAGCGUUAAAAAAAGGUUGUCGAUGUUUAGAACUGGACUGUUGGGAUGGUCCGAAUGAAGAACCUAUAAUCUAUCACGGUCACACGUUAACUUCUAAAAUCUCAUUUCGAGGUGUUAUAGAGGCAAUUUACGAACAUGCCUUCACCAAAUCACAUGAAUCUCAAGCCUUAAAACUGGCCAUGUCGUGUCCCGAGGAGUUUGUUAAUCAUAAUAAACGUUAUCUGUCACGGAUUUACCCCAACGGAAUGAGAGUUGACUCCAGUAAUUAUAAUCCUCAAGAUCUCUGGAACUGUGGCUGUCAAAUGGUGGCUUUAAACUACCAGACAGCUGGGUUGAUGAUGGAUCUCUAUAAUGGCUGGUUUAAAAAGAAUGGUGGUUGUGGGUUCGUAUUGAAGCCGUCAAUAAUGAGAGAAGAGAUAGCGUAUUUUAGUGCCAGUACACGUGAAGUUAUUCCAGGGGUUUCACCUCAAAUCUUACAUAUUAAGAUAAUUAGUGGCCAAAAUUUUCCAAAGCCAAAAGGUUCAGCUGCGAAAGGGGAUGUUACUGAUCCGUAUGUAAAUAUAGAAGUGUUUGGGAUACCAGCAGAUUGUGCUGAAGAACGAACUAGAACUAUUGCACAUAAUGGUUAUAAUCCAAUAUUUGAUGAGAGUUUUGAGUUUCAAAUUAAUCUGCCAGAGUUAGCGUUAAUACGGUUUGCUGUGCUAGAUGAUGAAUAUAUAGGAGAUGAGUUUAUAGGACAAUAUACUAUACCUUUUGAAUGUAUGCAGACUGGCUAUCGUCAUAUUCGACUGUUAUCCUAUACAGGAGGUAUUAUAUUAAACUGUACCUUAUUUGUACAUAUUGCUAUCACCAAUAAACGGGGAGGAGGUAGCUACAAACGGGGCAUGUCAGUCAAGAAAACCAAACGUAGUCGAGAUUAUACCAGUAUGAAAUCUAUCGGUGUCAAGGCCAUUGAUGAAACUUUUAAGAUUGCUAUCCAGCCUUUACGUGAUGGAACAGAUCUUCGAGAUGAUGUCCAGAUAUCUCUGGCAGCGUUUAAAGAAACUUGUGGUCUGGCACCAAUAGCUAAUAUUAAACAAUGUAUUCGUCUCCUAGCAACACGUAUAGCGAACUGUGGUGAACAAUCGUCUUUAACUUAUGUUAUGAAAGGGGAGUAUCCCUGUUUAGAAGCACAAGGAAAUUUACCAGAUAUUUUACGAAAAGCUUUAAUGUCAUUUGAAGAUUUGAUAUCAGAUUGUAAGAAUGUCAUCAACAAUGCUGAUAUGGUCCACGAAAAGUUAUUACACUGUCAGAGAGCAGGUUUAGAAUGGCAUGAAGAAUUAGAAACAGUUUGUCAACAGGCUGGUUUACGUACAAAAAAAUUAACUAAGGCAACAGAGAAUUUUGCGUGGAAUAUCCGGGUAUUAAAGGGACAGGCUGAUUUAGUUCUACAGAGUAAAAAAGAUUGUGAGGAAUAUGUUAGACAGAUCAAGGAAGCUGCCGUGUCAACAGGGUUAGCCAAACAACAAAUAGAACAACAA